AUGUCCAUCUCGGCAUCAGAAAAGGACUGGGCAACGUCGGAGCGGGACCACCCUGACACAGAAGGCCCCACAGACCUCCAAGAGGAGCUCGCCAGAGUCUUUGACAAGGCUGUUAAGGAGCUCGACCUCGCAUGGAGUGCUCUGGAAGAGCCCACCAGGAGUAAGCCGCCGCCAGGCUGCUUCGAGGAGGAAGACCCCGAAGCCCACGACUACGUGCGCAUGCCCCCCAUCGAGGAGACCGUCGCCGUGCAUCUGUGGCCUUCCUCAGCCCCCCACCUUGAUCACAAGGCCUUCACCUCCACUUUUUUAGACAGUCGGACCAGCUCUUGGUCGAAAUAUUCACAAGGUACUUCAAGUUCAAUUGAUUUCACCUCUCCCGCUUUAGCGAUGAAGGGAGUUGAUGAUCUUCUAUAUCCAGGAAAAACCAUCAUCAUUAACGACGCAGAUGAAGUCUGGCCCCAUCUUUACAUAGGGGACAUGGGUAUAGCUGUGAAUUGCGCAGAGCUGAGAAGUAUGCAAUUCACCCAUGUCCUGAACUGCGCCCACAGCUCCAGACAUGAUGGCGAGAUUUAUGAUGGCAUGGGCAUCACGUACAUGGGCAUAUGCGCAUAUGAUUCACCCAUGUAUGACAUGAGUGCCCACUUUAACAAUGGGGCUGAGUUUAUACAUACAGCACUGGAAGAGGGAGGCAAAAUCCUGGUUCACUGUCAAGUUGGAGUGAGUCGGUCUGCAACUAUAGUUUUGGCAUAUCUCAUGCUAAAACAAAACAUGACGCUGACAGAGGCAAUCAAGAAGGUAAAAGAAAGAAGAGGCAUCUACCCCAACCCAGGCUUCCUCAGACAACUGAUCAACCUUCACAUUCAAUUAUAUGCCUAAGACACACUAUCGCCAUUAGUUA
Rhinichthys klamathensis goyatoka is the source of this 898-nucleotide messenger RNA. Its product is annotated as dual specificity protein phosphatase 26-like. Gene Ontology annotation, cellular component: cytoplasm. Lineage: Eukaryota; Metazoa; Chordata; Actinopteri; Cypriniformes; Leuciscidae. The transcript has 5 exons. Gene Ontology annotation, molecular function: MAP kinase phosphatase activity; protein tyrosine/serine/threonine phosphatase activity. Gene Ontology annotation, biological process: negative regulation of MAPK cascade; protein dephosphorylation. The record is from RefSeq and is a predicted model, not a curated record. Bases 1 to 876 code for a protein of 291 amino acids.